Dibothriocephalus latus is the source of this 260-nucleotide messenger RNA. The record is from the annotation of a GenBank genome assembly. Lineage: Eukaryota; Metazoa; Platyhelminthes; Cestoda; Diphyllobothriidea; Diphyllobothriidae.
ACAUCUUCCGAGCAGCCUGCGUUACCGUGGUCGGUGAGGGCUCCCUGCUGAACAUGUCGUCGGCGGCAUCCGACAACCAUGAGACGCAAGCUGGCAUCGCGUCUAGUCUCCUGGGUGGCACCGUGCUGGCCAUGAGUUUGGCCAAAGUCGAGGAGAUUGAACGCCUUACCGGAGGCAAGGAACGAUUGGCUGGCAGUCCGGCACUUGGCAACUUCGUGAUGGGUAUGUGUGUGUGUGCGUGUGUGUGUUCUCGACGUUGA